Polyodon spathula (Mississippi paddlefish) is the source of this 1697-nucleotide messenger RNA. RefSeq names its product protein-cysteine N-palmitoyltransferase HHAT-like protein. The transcript is spliced from 12 exons. Bases 244 to 1623 code for a protein of 459 amino acids. Gene Ontology annotation, biological process: negative regulation of N-terminal protein palmitoylation. The record is from RefSeq and is a predicted model, not a curated record. Lineage: Eukaryota; Metazoa; Chordata; Actinopteri; Acipenseriformes; Polyodontidae. Gene Ontology annotation, molecular function: acyltransferase activity. Gene Ontology annotation, cellular component: endoplasmic reticulum.
CAGACCCCCUCCCCGUCCCCACUGCCUUCUCCUCGUCUGAUCCACCAGGAGCUAGGAUUCACUGCCGGGCGCCUCGUCAGCAAUACCAACAACUGGACGCAUGCAUUAGUUAAAUACCACUUGGGCUUGACAUUUUUUCCUUUUCUUUUUUCUUUGAAUUAAAGAGAAGGGGAUUUUCACUUCUGAGAUCUGUGUGUGCAACCAAGGUCUUCUAUUACCUCUCUCUGGUGCUAAGCGUCCAACAUGGGGAUAAAGGCAGCUCUUCCAAAAUAUGAGUUGUAUUUCUACACACUGGUGCUCUCCCUUGCAGGUCUCUGGGCAGCAAGUUGGAUCUUUGAAGCAUCUAGUGCGAAUGUGAACAGGAAGGCCUUUAAGGAGAGCGUCAAGCCAGGAUGGCAUUACUUUGGUCGUAAAAUGGACGUAGCUGACUUCGAGUGGGUCAUGUGGUUUACAAAGUUCAGGAACCACAUUGUCUUUGCCCUGUCCGGUCACGUGAUCUUCGCAAAGAUCUGCUCAAUGGCGGCACCUCAGUGGCCCCUAAUACCAUGUCCCUGGCCUGCGUUGCUCAGUGCCUCUGAUUGGUUUGUUUUUCAGUCUGGCUUCGUGACUGGGAGUUUCGCUCUUCAAGAUGUUUUGUUUUAUGGAGGAAGUGGUUUCACCAUCAUGCGCUGCAUGAGCUUUGCCUUGGAGAACUAUGAGAAGAAGGAUGGGAAUUACUCCUUCUUGGAGCUGCUCAAGUACAACUUCUACCUGCCCUUCUUCUUCUUCGGACCCAUCAUGACGUUCGAUAGGUUCCAUGCGCAGGUCAAUACUCCUGACUUGACUCGUAAAGAGCGUGAGAUGUGGAACAUCCGGAUCCAGGCGGUGCUGCACUUGGCUGCCAUUGUUGUGGUGGACGUGCUUUUCCAUUUCCUCUACAUUCUGACCAUACCUUCUGACAUGAAGCUAGUGAGACAGAUAUCGGACUGGUCGCUAGCGGGCCUGGCCUACUCUAACCUGGUGUAUGAUUGGGUGAAAGCAGCAGUCAUGUUUGGGGUCAUCAAUACCGUGUCACGCCUGGACCACCUGGACCCCCCACAGCCCCCCAAGUGCAUCACCAUGCUUUAUGUCUUCGCAGAAACGCAUUUUGACAGGGGGAUCAAUGACUGGCUGUGCAAGUAUGUUUACGACUACCUUGGUGGUAACCAUGACAACAUUUUGAAAGAACUGCUGGCCACCAUUUGCACCUUUGCCGUGACGACUCUGUGGCUCGGCCCCUGCCACGUGGUUUACAUCUGGUCUUUCUGCAACUGCUUCGGCCUCAACUUCGAACUGUGGGUGGCGAAGUUCUUCAAGCUCGAGCCGUUUGCUUCGAUGGAGGCGAAGAUGUCUGAAGCCAUGUCUCGCAGGAUCAGGGGCGUUUUUAAUGCAGCUAAUUUCUGGACCAUCAUCCUGUACAAUGUCCUGGCUUUGAACAGCCUGGACUUUGCAAACCUGGUUUUUAAGAGGUUGAUCAUUACAGGUUUUCCCCUGUCCACUCUAUCAGUCCUGUUUGUUACAUACUGUGGAGUCCAGCUGAUAAAGGAGCGAGAGAGAAGACUGGCCCUGGAGGAAGAAGAAGCCAAAAAGGAAAAAAAGGAAUAAGAAGAUCAGUCCAGUUUACUCUGAGCACUGAGUCCCUUUCCACUGUACAGGAGUAAAGAAAAAAAAACAACCUC